Messenger RNA from Scedosporium apiospermum, 2472 nucleotides. RefSeq lists its product as uncharacterized. NCBI's taxonomy places the organism in Eukaryota, Fungi, Ascomycota, Sordariomycetes, Microascales, Microascaceae. The coding region runs from base 1 to 2472 and encodes 823 amino acids. Gene Ontology annotation, biological process: deadenylation-dependent decapping of nuclear-transcribed mRNA; nuclear-transcribed mRNA catabolic process, nonsense-mediated decay. Gene Ontology annotation, cellular component: P-body; cytoplasm. The record is from RefSeq and is a predicted model, not a curated record. Gene Ontology annotation, molecular function: 5'-(N(7)-methylguanosine 5'-triphospho)-[mRNA] hydrolase activity; RNA binding; manganese ion binding. The transcript is spliced from 2 exons.
AUGUCGGACACAAAAAUGCAGUUAGAAGACUGGUUGGACGACCUCUGCGUCCGCUUCAUCAUCAACCUACCUCAGGAAGAUCUAUCGUCGGUUCCCAGGAUAUGUUUCCAAGUCGAGGAAGCCCAAUGGUUUUACGAGGAUUUCAUCCGCCCUCUCGACCCCACCCUACCUUCGAUGUCUCUUCGCACGUUUUGUCUACGGAUAUUUCAGCACUGCCCUCUACUCACAACUUUCCCCGUCGGCGUGCAUAUUCAGGCCUUUGAGGAGUUUCUUCAGUACAAGACCCGUGUGCCCGUGCGCGGCGCUAUCCUGUUAAAUGAAGAGAUGGACUCGGUUUUGUUGGUGCGCGGCUGGAAGAAGGGCGCGAAUUGGAGCUUCCCGCGGGGGAAGAUCAACAAAGACGAGGACGAUCUCGACUGUGCUAUCCGCGAGGUGUAUGAAGAGACGGGGUUCGAUAUCCGCGAGGCUGGUCUAGUCGCUUCUCAAAAAGAGACCAAAUUCAUCGAGGUUACUAUGCGUGAUCAGCAAAUUCGCCUCUACGUCUUCCGCAAUGUACCCAUGGACACUCGCUUCCAGCCUCGUACCAGGAAGGAAAUUAGUAAGAUCCAAUGGUACAAGCUGUCGGAGCUUCCUGCAUUCCGGAAGAAGGGCCACGGAAACCACAGCGACGGCGGAAACGCCGCUACCAACGCGAACAAGUUUUACAUGGUUGCGCCUUUCCUUGUCCCACUGAAGAAGUGGAUUGUCCAGCAACAGAAGAGGGACGCCAGCCGGGCCCGGGACGAGAUAUAUGCUAUACCCGAACCUGUUCCUGAGGAGGCUGCCGUUGAAGAUUAUACCUGGACGCGGCCGGAGGCUGCUCAGGGCGGUCCGGAUCUUGAUGCCCUCGAGGGUGCGACUCGAGAGCUGCAGCGGUUGCUUAAGAUGCAACCGCCUACCCAAGGGUUGCAACAGCAGAUACCGAGCCAGCCAUCUCCCGAGCAAGACAAAGGAGGCGCAUUGUUGGCGUUGCUUCAAUCCAAGGUUUCUGUACCGGGCGGUCAAUCCCGAGCUCCUCAUACACCUACUGACCAUGUCAUUGCGAAUCCCGAGCAACCACGCAGUCCUCACCACCACCCUGCUCAACAUCCUCCGCUUGCUAACCAGGAUUACCCCCCGCCCGCAUUUCAUAUCCCCCAGACUCAGGGUCACUGGACACCGGAACAAUAUCCCAAUGCCCAACUUGGAAACGGCCCGCCGAUGCAGCCUCAGCAUCACCAGCAAGUCCCUGGUUUCCUGCAGCCGCAGCCGAACGAGCCCACCCUCGUGCAUCCCCAACCUCUCCCUCCACAUGUACAGAAGACUGGCGUACUCAAUUAUACUACCCCAUCUCCGCAUACUCUAAUCAACGGCCCUCCGGGUCCGCAAGGCGCACCACGUGGUGUGCCUCAACAGGCCCCUUACCCUGGCUACUCAGUGACUCAAACCCGGCCACCGGGAGGCCCUCUGACCGACCACUCAAAAGCAUUAUUGGAUGCCUUCAAACAGCCAGCUUCGCAUAAUCCUCAGCCGACCGAGAUUCGCAACCCCCCGCCGUAUCCCACCUCCGAUUAUGAGUCGACGAGGGCGCCGGAGGUCGUCUACGCUGCCUCGAAACCCUAUCAACCCGCCGCGAAUCCUCAAAUGCCGACGGCUAUGUACUCCUCGUACCCCGGACCCCAGGGUGUUGCCGUUCGCAACCAAGGCUCCGUCAACGAAAAGCACCGUUCGGCAUUAUUGGAUAUGUUCAAGCGCACGGAUCCGAAUACCUCGCCUCGAGCCGCCAACUUUGGCCGUCCCGCGUCUGGUUCCGGGUCGCACAGCAAGCCGGGCUCCAUCGUGGGGGCGAGCCCUCGUAUCCCUAUGGCCAACCUCUCCCUGCGCGACCAAUCUGGCAGCCCCUCAUCGAAGCCUUAUCAGUCGCCUCGUAGCCAGGGUCGCGAACAGGCCGCGCCACGUGUAUCGAGCAGUGGUUCUUCGCAGCCUCUAAUGCAAUUGCUCCGCCGUCAAGAGCAGGCCUCACCAAAGAUCCACCAACGACCCACCGCUGCCGCUGCUUCCAAUUAUUCAUAUUACUACGAUCCUGCGCAGGCCGUCCCCGCUGGCCUGGCAAGUCCGCCGGCACCUACGUCUCUCCCCGUACCCGUGUUCCAGAAACAGCAGGUCGCGUCACCCGAGCACAAGCAGAAACUACUAUCCCUAUUCGGCCAGCCUCAGGUCGUUCCACCCCCGGUUGACGAAUCAACCCCCGAUCACGUCAGUGUCGUCAAACGUCCCUCGGUCGAAUAUCAUAGCGGAUCGAUUACGCCCGGCGCAGGUUACGUCACUUCGACCGCCACGACGACGGUGCCUGCGCCCGAUUCGCGUCGGGGAAGCGGGACGCCCAUCUCUCCCGCCGACAGAAGUUUCUUGCUGGGUUACCUGCAGUCGGCCACGCACCAGGCUAGCCAUUAG